Molecule: messenger RNA, 1333 nt
Organism: Daldinia decipiens
Lineage: Eukaryota; Fungi; Ascomycota; Sordariomycetes; Xylariales; Hypoxylaceae
Exons: 1
Coding region: 279-1268 (329 amino acids)
Source: RefSeq, a predicted model, not a curated record
GGUUUGAAUAUGAUCAUAUUAUCUGUCCUUCCUUUUGAAUAAAACACGCCUCGGGUCCAUCAUUCGCUUUACCUGAUCCAAGUCAAUUACCGAGGACAUUCCUUAUUGCCUACCACACUCGGUAGCCCGUUGUUAGCCCGGAUUCGCAUCACUCAUUACCGAUUCGACCUGGAGUCAUCUUUGACAAGAUCGGUGGGUUCCAUAUACUUGAAACCAGCGAACGCACAAUCCUUAAGCGGUCCUGGGGAACGAGUGAGGAAUAUUCACUACCUCACAUAAUGUCGGAUCACGAAGCUACACAAGGAAAGCGGAGGAGCCCCGAGUUGUUAGCACUGCCGAAACUGAUCGUACCCACUACCAUUGUCGAGGAUUUCGAUGCCAACUCAUCGAAUGGUAAUGUCGUCCUCCAGCCUCAUGCCCUGAGUGUCGAUUUUCCGUAUAACACAGGCGAGCCUGUAUCACCAUGCUCAGAUCUUGCACCCUCAUCUCGAUGUAGCGUUGUCUCACUUUCACCAUCCCUCUUCCCGCUACCACCAAGCAGUGCUACUCCGCCAACUACUGCUCACUCAUCAAUGCUGGACUCGCCGCCGCCAUGCACAUCACACUCGCAUUCCUCUAUAAAUUCGUGGUUUUCUCCGCCAUCGCCGCCUCCUUCUACACCGCUACCACCCACUCCCACGCAAAAAAGGAUAGCCAGCCUCAUCGGUCUUGCAAGUGGCCUCGAACAUAUCCAGGUACCUGCUUAUGCCAAGGUUAAGUGUCCUCUCUCGGAGUCGCCUGAAAUAAGUCCGGCAAGUCCAAUAAAUGAUCCCAGGGCGCCACCCCGGCGGCUCACAACUUUUACCAUCGACUCCCAGGGAUUCCGGGAGUCGGUAAUAGAUCCAGACGUAACCCUUACACCACCACCACCAAGGUCAUCGCUACCGCUCCCGUACUCGCCCGGUCUAUGCACCCCGGAGCGCUUAAGUAACGCUAGCGUGCCGAGCACCCGAGUGGACUCGACGACGCCAUUGGCGUAUAAUCUGGCGGAUUAUGAACACGGCCGAACUCCUCAUAGCCCCGAGUCCGAGCGCGAAAGGAGAAAGCAGCUCAGGGACGUAGAGGCCGGAGGGACAGGUUGGUGGGCGCGACACCGGCAAACCAAGCUGCAGAAAAGGAGAAAGAAGAUGACUAUGGUGAUUAUAGGCGCGGCUUCGACAGCCGUGUUAAUAAUUGUAGCUGGGGUUGCCGUUGGGAUAUAUCUGGCAGUGUCCGGUAGUGUGUCGUAGGCAGGCCUUACCACCCCAUCUCCCAUCUCCCAUCUCUUAUAUGGAUAUAAGAGCUAUUUACGAUA